AAAUAAAAAAUGACCUCGCGAUCACCUGUGACGCASUACCACGGAACGCCACAGUUGAAUCACAUCUUACAUACCAAUGAUCCGUAACCAUGGGAAGAAAAGAACACGAUCAAAAACUACACUACCGGUAAACAGAUUCUGUUCCAUCCGYAACAGACGKUUCCCGAGUGGCUGUCUUUCGGAAGCGGCCGGUGUGGACCAUGUCGAUACUUAUAACGCGAGUAGCAGCCCCCGACACGCAUGCGUUGGGGUGGCAACCGCUGCUGCUGCUUUUCGGUUUCCUAUGCGGAACAGCCGAAGGUCUUCUUCUGUCCUCCUCGUCUCGACACGGAGCGAAUCAAUACAGCUGCCACCGCAACAGCAACUCGUUGUUUGGUUCGUCCCCGGAAACGGCAACGGAAACAGGAGUCGUUUCGGUGACACUCUCCGAUCGUUUCCAACACGGCAGGCCAUGCUUUCGAGCAAGCGCGGCUUGUUGUCCGGGACGGAGGACGAUCGCUUGCGGUGCGAAACGAGACGGCGGACACGACGACAACGACGACAACGAAUGCUGGUUCCCGUUUCCKGAGGAAGAGAAUGGCGAAGAAACAGCUGCAUCUGCACCCGCUUCCCAAUCCACCACCCACACAAAGAGCGCCGGCGUCGAUGUCUCUGCGAAGAAGAUUGGUCCGUUCGAACCACCUGUACCCAAAGCGGCGGUUGUACUUUUCUCGGCGGGAAUCGCGGUGCUCGCGAUCGCAUUCGCCUUUGUCUCCUUCUGGCCCCUGGUCGGGGGCUUUGACGUCGAAACAUUCCUGGCGCUCAGGGGGAUUCUCGACGACGGAAGAACCGCAAGCGGCUACUACUACGGCGGAGGAGGCACGGAAUCCUCGAUUCUUGAGCUCCCGCCCCUGAGCCCGGCGGAGCAACUGGUGGGUGCGGUGUUUGGACCACCACCCACGCCGCAGGUGGUCCGCUGAGGGCCGGCAGCCACCACCAGACCGAGGACAGUCGGAGACGCAACGUUUCGUCCGUGCAGUUUGUUGCGUCGUUUGGUUCCGUUCGGCGACACAGCAGCCGGAGUUGGCCACAACGCAUCGCAACGCACUACAAUGCCAAGCAAGCAAUGCAAGGCAACAGUGCUCGUUCGGAGGACUUGCAGGCGAUGUGGUGCACCACACGAUGUAUCCUUUUGCAGAAAACGUCCUUUUCAGCAAUCGGAGACAAGGGACAUCUGGGAUCUAUCGUUGUGCCGUGCUUCGAUGCAAGAGCUAGACAAGAACAUCCCAAAGCAAGCUUCGGACGGCGGUACAACACAAAACACAAACUAGCCGAAUACUGUAUUUUAAUGGUUUAGAUGCGUCGAUUUAAUUUUUUUUCGUCUUAAAAUAGCACAUAAGCGCCUGUAGCGUAUCUGGCUGCUAGCAAAUACUCUUUUGUGGGUGCAGCAUCUCUCUUCUCGCCGUCGUUCCGUUCCCUCUCGCUACCGCGUCCGGUUUCGCGUUCCCCGCGAUUCUCUCCGCAGGCCUUCUCUAUAGCGAGCGUAGAGAUCGUCAAAGUCGCUUUGCUGGGACGAUCGGUCGUCUUCUUUUGCGGAGGCAACCCUUUCCACCCCUACCGUCCCGUCGUCCCCCACCGUCCAGACCUCCCUGGCAAUCCCCGACAAAAACCCCUGGUGGUGGGAGACCGCCACCACGGCUCCCCCAAAGUCGGAAAGGGCCUCCGAGAGGCUCGAGAGGCUGUCCCCRUCCAGGUGGUUCGUCGGUUCGUCCAGAACCAGCACGUGUGGCGCAUCCCCGCACAGAACGGAGGCAAAGGCCAGGCGGGCCUUCUGGCCCCCGCUCAGGGUCCCGAUGGGCUGGAGGGCGAGCGGGCCGCAGAGGCCAAACCCCCCAAGGAACCGCCGGGCCUCGAACUCGUUCUUGCAGCCGUUGUCCCUUCCCUCCGAUUGGCCCAGGAGGUACUCGACCGGGCUCUGACCGAGGAAAGACCCGAGCUGCUCGAUGUGGUGCUGGGAAACGCAGGCAAUCUUCAGGUUGUUGGAAUGGAAGCGAAGCGUUCCACCGUUCUUGUCCGGAGCGAGUUUUCCGCACAGGAGCUUUAGGAGCGUGGAUUUUCCGGAUCCGUUCUUGCCGAGAAUCGCGAUGCGGCUCCCGACCGAAACACUCAGGGUCAGGUCCCUCAACAGGGGAUCUGUGUUGUGCGUUUCGCUGUCGUCGCUGUAGGAGGUUGGUGGAUACCGAAACCGGCAGUUUUCCAUCGUGAUGAGCGGGGCGUGUUCUGCGGUCGCUCCCUUUAGAGGCGGCGCGGAAGGAAACCGGAAAUUCAGUAGCUGGUGCUGCUCCCCGAAUGUCGUCCCGGAAUUAUUCACAAAAGCCGACGAAAAUCCCGCCGUGUUGGUAUAGCUGCCCUGGAUGUGGUUGGCCCGGUUGACCCCGACACACCCCCUUCCUUGGGCCAACAGCUUAAACUUCUUGCCGUUUUCGCUGUACAGACCGAUGCGUCCCAGUUUUCUUUCCCGUUCCCUUGCCUGGCGCUGCUUGUUGUCGUCGCGGCGCUUGCUGUUGGACAUGGAUUUUUGCUUCUGGAUGAAUUCCAUGGCUUUCUUUUCUUUCCGGGCGGUUGCGUCUGCGAUG
Molecule: messenger RNA, 2615 nt
Organism: Pseudo-nitzschia multistriata
Lineage: Eukaryota; Bacillariophyta; Bacillariophyceae; Bacillariales; Bacillariaceae
Source: the annotation of a GenBank genome assembly